CGGAAGCAUCAAAGCCAAAUUUAGAGUUCUUUUUGAAGUUAAAGUCGACCAGGCAAGCAAUCAACCCGAGCCUGAUAUCAGGCAAAACAUGGCCAAUGUUAUCAUUGAUAAAAUCUCUAAAAGUAAUGGAGUUCUUGGUGAUAUUCGGGUUGAUCCAGGAUCAUUAGUUCCUCUGGUCCCUCCACCACCACCAAGAAAUCUGAAAUCCACAAGUACAAAAGCAACGCAGAUCUCAGUGGCCUGGGAUCCACCAUUACACUCUAAACACUAUGGCGUAAAUACCUAUAUAAUACUGUACAAACAACAUACUUUAAAAUUCUGGACGACGGUGAAGACUCAAAAAAACACCGGAAAUUACGUCAUUAAGAAUCUAAAGCCAAACACAGUGUACGUCAUUUCCGUUGAAGCGGUGAAUGUUUAUGGAAAAGGAGUCCGUAGUGAGAUCAUUAAGAUAAAGACUGUAGAGGAUAUCAUAUUGGCAAUGCUAUGGCGGGACUUUAAAUGGGCUGUGGUGUCUGCUGGCGUCGCCUUCGUUGUUCUGGUAGUCGUCGUGGUUUUCUUGUGCUAUCGACGGUCGCGACGACGUGGAACAAAGAAACGUGAUCGUACAAGACGAAAUGUUGAUAACUUUGCAGUUCCAAGCAAAGAUUUUGCYACAACUGGUCUAGAGAUGGCACAGUUAGCUUCCCGKUUUAGAGAGAUACCACGUGACCAAGUUUUGCUCGGUGAGCUUCUGGGAGUUGGUCAGUACAGCCAAAUGGUCAGCGGUUACCUAAAAGAGGACAAAACGCACUGCGCGAUAAAAAUUUUGAAAGAGGGAGCUUCUCAUCAAGAUUACAGAGAUUUAAUGAACGAGUUGGARAUAAUGAGCUCGUUAGAUGCACAUCCCAAUAUCAUUAACUUGAUUGGUGCUUGUACUGUUGAAGGUCCCUUGUAUGUCAUCAUCGAGCUUGCCGAACAUGGCUGCUUAUUGGAUUAUUUGCGCAAAAAUUACAUGAACUCGGCACACGAGGGCAAAGAAGUUACUCUGCUAACGAAGGUCGAUAAAAUAAGGAUCGCACUGGAUGUGGCGAAGGGACUGGAACACCUUGCACGACAUCGGUGUGUUCCACGUGAUCUUGCAGCCCACAAUGUACUUCUUGGYGCAAACAGGACWGCGAAGYUAACAGACUUUGGAUUGGCGCGAGAUCUGUACGCCGAGAAAAACGGAUAUUAUGCUGAAAUGUCCAUCAAGCAAAAACUGCCAGUUCAACGGAUGGCCAUCGAAGCCAUUGAGACGUUGGUGGCAACAAAGGAAAGUGAUGUGUGGUCAUUUGGGGUGUUGCUGUGGGAAAUCGAGUCUGGAGGUCAGGUACCAUUUCCUGGACUACAAACCAAAGAAAUCCUGAAGACACUUAAGAAAGGUUAUAGGUUGAGCCAACCACCACAUUGUCCUAAUGAGAUAUAUGCCCUAAUGAUGGACUGUUGGCAUGGCGACCCAUUAAGACGUCCUAUAAUAGAUCAUUUAACUUCAGUACUCGAUGGACGACUGUGUGCCGCGCGAAGAGACGAAGUCAUAAAGGACAUCACUAGUAACGCAUAGUAACUUAAGUUCGCAAAGGAAUACAAAACGCAUAUUUAUGCAAAGUGUAUAAUGGAUUAUGGACUAACUCCAUUGUGAUUUUAUUGAAACAUUAUUAAUCAUAUAGAGGAUAUUA
Exaiptasia diaphana is the source of this 1697-nucleotide messenger RNA. Its product is annotated as fibroblast growth factor receptor 1. Gene Ontology annotation, biological process: multicellular organism development; positive regulation of kinase activity; protein phosphorylation. Gene Ontology annotation, molecular function: ATP binding; protein binding; transmembrane receptor protein tyrosine kinase activity. The transcript is spliced from 10 exons. The coding region runs from base 89 to 1582 and encodes 497 amino acids. Gene Ontology annotation, cellular component: signaling receptor complex. The record is from RefSeq and is a predicted model, not a curated record. NCBI's taxonomy places the organism in Eukaryota, Metazoa, Cnidaria, Anthozoa, Actiniaria, Aiptasiidae.